AUGUGUUCGUCUUUUACUUUCCCUCGUCCGACUACUACAGCCGAUGAUCUCGAGAACCUUUACAAGGUGUAUGGGGUCGAUCGUUCCGUCGUCCUUGAUUUGGCCGGUACGCAUGAGAAUCCCAAAACCGUGAGAGAAGGCUACUACGGAGCUUAUCUUUCCUUCUUUCACUCAUGCGGUCUUAUCUUCCCGAUCCCGGAGCCAAUACUCGAGGUCUUGGCGGAGCUUGGGUUAUCUCUUACCCAGCUUCUCCCGAACUUUCUUAGGCAUCUCGUCGCCUUCUUGGUUAAGGCUAGGGAGGAGGGUCUCGCUUUUGGUCUUAGCAAGUUUCGUCAGUUCGUUCUGGUGAAGCGGAAUAACCAGAAUCCUGGUACUUUCCUCAUAUCUCCGCGUCCAGGUCGUCACGUUAUCGAGGAAAUUCCUUAUCGUGACGAGAAGUGGCGAGAAAAUUUUUUUGUUUUCAAGAUGGAUCAAGCAUCUAUGGGUGAUUUCGAUUUCUCCCAGCUUCCCAGGCGUUGGGCCGAGAAUAUUGUUCCUUCUGGAAGCUCUUUAAUGUCAGACGAGAUCCGUGGUCUGAUGAGGGUCCUUCGGAGGGGUCGUUCGAACUGGGCUCCUUUGGUUGAGGAGUCUGGAGACGAGGCCGAACAUUUCCAGGAGGUUGUAGUGACUCCUUCUGUUCAGACUCAGUCUUUAGAUCUUCUAACUAGACAGCUUGUGAGGAGGUCGUCGUUCCGGACUGCUGGGUCUACAUCGAGGAGCCGAGCUUCCGGAAAAUCUCCCUUGAUCUCGAUUCGUGAUUCCGACGACGAAGAUGUUUCAGGAGAGACUCGAACUCCUGUCUCAUUGAGUCCUGGCUCAGAAGAUGAGACUGCGGCGGCGACUCGCAAGCGACGUCGGUCAUCGGAGGGUGCCUUGCCCGGCUCGUCCCGUCCUAGGUUCAUUUACGAGGGAGAUGGUUCUUCGUUUGCGGCCCAAAGUGACCUGAUUUACCUCGCUGGUCGCAUGAGGUCCGCGGAUUGUCGUCUCCCAUCUCUCACUUCUUCGAUGGAGAGGGAAGCGUACGCCAAGGUUGCUGUGGCGAGCUCCAAGGCUUUUAACGAGUACGUCGUGACGAUGGAAGAUCAUGUCGUAGCUUCUCGGAACGACAAGGAGAUCGAGAGCAUCGGUUUUGAGAUCAAGAGGCUUUCGGAGGAGCUCGAGAACACUAAGCGAGAAGGGAAGAAGGAUGCCGAGAAGAUCGAAGCUUUGACUGAAGAUUGGAGGAGAGUCCAUCUGGAGAACGAGGCUCUCACGUCCCAGAUGGUUGCUCAAAGGGCGAGGAUUGUGGCGCUCGAAGUUGAGAGAGAUCGGGACGAUAGGUGGACGAGCAAGAAGAAGGAAGUGUCUGCUGAGAUCCGACUACAAGAAGUGACCGCCAACAUCGAUCUCCUGAACGAGCUUAAGGACGGGGGCCUGACUGUGGAUGUUGAGCUUGCGCGAUUAAAGGAAAUGGAAGGAGACUGCGAGGGUCUUGUCGCCCUACCCGCCGUGCCGGAUUGGUCGAUCUCCGAGCUCGAUCUUCCUCAAGUCUCAGAUGAUUCGACGAAUCAAGUCGGGGGGUCGUCUGUCCCUGAUGAUUCUGUUUCUAGUUAG
Brassica oleracea var. oleracea is the source of this 1632-nucleotide messenger RNA. RefSeq lists its product as uncharacterized. Lineage: Eukaryota; Viridiplantae; Streptophyta; Magnoliopsida; Brassicales; Brassicaceae. The transcript is spliced from 5 exons. Bases 1 to 1632 code for a protein of 543 amino acids. The record is from RefSeq and is a predicted model, not a curated record.